This is a messenger RNA of Vitis riparia (riverbank grape), 7953 nucleotides long. Its product is annotated as pentatricopeptide repeat-containing protein At4g37170. NCBI's taxonomy places the organism in Eukaryota, Viridiplantae, Streptophyta, Magnoliopsida, Vitales, Vitaceae. The coding region runs from base 164 to 2251 and encodes 695 amino acids. The transcript has a single exon. Gene Ontology annotation, molecular function: zinc ion binding; RNA binding; protein binding. The record is from RefSeq and is a predicted model, not a curated record. Gene Ontology annotation, biological process: RNA modification.
AUGAAUGCGAAUAGAUCUAUAAAAUCGAGUGGGAUGGAAAUCAGUCCGCACCCGCCCGUCGCCAUCCCUGUUGCACCAGAGACGAAGUGGGGCUCUGCUGCAGUGUAUAAACAUAUUGAAUCCUAGUUGUGUAUGUGAUCCCACUCUCUGCUGUGUUUUGGAGAUGAAAUCAGAGCAAGUAUAUAAAGUCGGGAAAAUUUUAACACUCUUCAGUCCCAGAAGGGCUAUCUGUUCUUCUUCUACUACUUCUCAGCCCCAGUUGAGUAAGCCUCCUAUUCACAAUACUUUCUUCAAAUCAGGUGCCAAAGAUGAGCUUGUAAAACGUCUCUGCAGAGACAACAACUUCAAAGAAGCCAUAGACAUUCUAUGCGAACAGAAACGUUUGCGUGAGGCAAUUCAGAUACUGGACCACGUUGAUCGACCCUCUGCCGCAACAUACUCCACCCUUUUACAGCUCUGCCUCCAGCUUCGAGCCCUUGAUGAGGGCAUGAAGGUCCAUGCCCACACCAAAACCUCCGGCUUUGUUCCUGGGGUUGUCAUCUCCAACCGCAUUCUUGAUAUGUAUAUCAAAUGUAAUAGCCUUGUUAAUGCUAAAAGGCUAUUUGAUGAAAUGGCUGAGAGAGACUUGUGUUCUUGGAAUAUUAUGAUCUCUGGGUAUGCAAAAGCGGGUCGGCUUCAGGAGGCUCGCAAACUGUUUGAUCAAAUGACGGAAAGAGAUAAUUUUUCUUGGACGGCAAUGAUAUCUGGGUAUGUUCGCCAUGACCGGCAUGAAGAAGCUUUGGAGUUGUUUAGAGCAAUGCAAAGGCAUGAGAACUUUAAAUGCAAUAAAUUUACAAUGUCUAGUGCUCUUGCUGCUUCUGCUGCCAUUCAAUCCCUGCAUCUUGGGAAGGAGAUUCAUGGGCAUAUACUGCGAAUAGGGUUGGAUUUAGAUGGCGUGGUUUGGAGCGCAUUAUCGGAUAUGUAUGGGAAGUGUGGGAGUAUAGGGGAAGCUCGACACAUUUUUGAUAAAACUGUUGACCGAGAUGUUGUUUCAUGGACGGCAAUGAUUGAUAGAUACUUCAAGGAGGGUAGAAGGGAAGAGGGAUUUGCAUUGUUCUCAGACUUAUUGAAAUCUGGGAUAUGGCCCAAUGAGUUCACUUUUUCUGGGGUUCUAAAUGCAUGUGCAGAUCAUGCUGCGGAGGAAUUGGGUAAGCAGGUUCAUGGGUAUAUGACAAGAAUUGGGUUUGACCCGUCCUCAUUUGCAGCUAGCACGCUUGUUCACAUGUACACAAAGUGUGGGAAUAUUAAGAAUGCAAGACAGGUUUUCAAUGGGAUGCCGAGACCGGAUUUAGUAUCAUGGACUUCCCUGAUUAGUGGUUAUGCUCAGAAUGGUCAACCUGAUGAGGCUCUUCAGUUCUUUGAGCUGCUACUCAAAUCAGGAACUCAGCCUGAUCACAUUACCUUUGUUGGGGUUCUUUCUGCUUGUACUCAUGCUGGCUUAGUCGAUAAAGGACUCGAGUAUUUUGACUCAAUAAAGGAAAAACAUGGGCUAACACAUACUGCUGAUCACUAUGCUUGUCUCAUUGAUCUAUUGAGCCGAUCUGGUCGACUCCAAGAAGCAGAAGAUAUUAUUGAUAAAAUGCCAAUGAAGCCUGAUAAGUUUUUGUGGGCUUCUUUGCUUGGUGGUUGUAGAAUUCAUGGAAAUCUUAAACUUGCAAAACGAGCAGCAGAAGCGUUAUUUGAGAUAGAGCCUGAGAACCCAGCUACAUAUACAACUCUGGCCAACAUCUAUGCUACAGCUGGUUUGUGGGGUGGUGUUGCAGAAGUCAGGAAGGUGAUGGAUGCUAGAGGAGUGGUAAAGAAACCAGGUCUGAGUUGGAUUGAGAUUAAGCGAGAGGUUCAUGUGUUCUUAGUGGGAGACACAUCCCAUGCAAAAUCCAAGGAAAUACAUGAGUUUCUGGGGAAGCUUUCAAAGAGGAUGAAGGAAGAAGGGUAUGUUCCUGACACGAACUUUGUGUUGCAUGAUGUGGAGGAGGAGCAGAAGGAACAAAACCUUUCCUACCACAGCGAAAAGCUUGCAGUCGCAUUUGGGAUUAUUUCUACCCCAGCAGGAACAUUAAUCAAGGUUUUUAAGAAUUUAAGAACUUGCGUAGACUGCCACACUGCCAUUAAAUUCAUCUCCAAGAUUGCUAAGAGAAAAAUAAUUGUGAGGGAUUCAAAUCGGUUUCAUUGUUUUGAGGAUGGGAGCUGUUCAUGUAGAGACUACUGGUGAUUUGAUUUUGACCUAAUGCCAUCCAGUAUUUUCUUAUUCCCCUUAUUGACUAUGUAGUGUUAAGAAUAACUUCAAAGUAGUUCAUUGUGUUUUUUUGUAAGUGAACAGAAUAGCAAUCCAAUAUGAGUACAAUAGAAAAUUUAAAAUAAUACAAUUGCACAUUUCAUUAUCUAAAUCACUCAAAUAGCCAUUCCAAGGGAGUGAAGAUCAUUCUCCAAUUCAGGAAUUCAGGAGGGUGUGUCCAGGCUUGGUUGAGUUGAUGGGAGUAACAUUUUUAUAUCUAAAUCGGUCAAAUAGCCAUUCAAAGGGAGAGAAGAUCAUUCUCCAAUCAGGAGUGUGUGUUUCAUCAGAGACCCAGAGAUUAGAAUGAAACCAUCCAUUGUCAUUAUCAUCAUAUAUAAGGCAAAUCCAUUUGUAGACCCCUCCUUUUGGACAGGGGGGCUCUCCUUUUUAACACUCUUUUGUGACUUUUUUUUUUACCACCUGGAGACUGGUUUUCUGUAACAUAGUGGGAGACAUUUUUCUGCAGCAGGGAGACAGCACAUUUCUGGGAAGACACGAGCAGAAGACAUGUGGCAGAGAGGGCAUUUUCUGGUGGUGAUUAGAGGAGAGAGGGAGCAGGUUUUUAGGAUUUUCGGGGGCUACGUGGGGAAAAACCAGAGCAGAGAGGGGAAUAUUCAGAUAUUCUGAGAGAGAGGUUUACAGAGAGAGAGAGGGGGGGUAGAGCCUCUUGAGCAGAAGAAAGGAUACAGGAAGCAGAGGAGCUCUUGAAAUCUGGCUGGUUCUGGAGGCAGAGGAUGGCCGUAAGCUAAGUGAGCUUCAUUGGAGAGGAGUUUCACAGGUAUGGAGUAUCGUGUUUUUUCAGGGUCUUCCUCAUUAUCACUGUUCUUCAUCAUCUUUUCUUGCUACUUGAGCAUUGUUAGUUUGUUUGGUUGUGGAUUGAGUUUUGCUGAAUUUGAGUUUGUUUUUAUGCUUUCUCUGUUUUGGUUCUUUUCUGCUUUCUUUGAUUUCUCAUGCCAAUAACUGACGUAUGGAUUGUUUUUGAGCUUGAUAUUUGAUUAAUCAUGCCACUGCUCUCUGCUUGUCUCACCUGUUUAGACCCAUUGAGUGCAGCAUGAGAUGGAGUCUUGAUUAAUGGAUUCUGAGCGUGCUCUGUUUCUUGAGCCUUCCUCUUUUGCUUUUGAAAAAUACCAACCAUUAUUUUGUAAACUACCUGGAAGUUCUGGGAUGAUGGUAGAAAAUGUUUCUAACUCCAAGUGGUUUCUGGAUUUGAUGGACUGGGGAAGUCGAAAGCUCAAGUUAUUGGUCUGGUCUUUGUUGCUGCCGGAAUGGGUGGAGGAACUGGCAGUAGUGGGGCUCCUGUGAUUGCAGUUGCAGAAUCAUUGGGGAGGAGUUCUGCAUCCUGACUGAGAAACAGAGGUGAUAGAUGAUGUCAAUUUCCUCAGCCAUUUAAUGAUGGAUAUCCUGUUCAAACUCAUCAGAAAGUGGUUGAUGUACCUCCAGUUAUUGAAUGGAUACAGAGUCUUGAGGCUCUCCUACUGUUUCCAUUGGAAUUGCUGAUAAUGGGGGAAUGGAAGAGUACAAAGCAUGAACUUCAGCUUCUGAUAUCAGGUUCACUUGAUGGCCAAGUUCCCAUUGGUAAUCAUAUUUCUUCUGAUUGUUUUGUAUGCAAUACCUACCAGUGCAGCCAUCUUGACCCAGUACAUUCUGAUCACUGUUCUGUUUGCUCUUCCAUCUUUUUUUAUACUGUACUUUGCUUAUCCCUGUUUGAACUGGUUGGUUAGGGAAAUCACUACCAGAAUCACCAUCAAUUAGUGCUUCCUGUUAUAUAAACUCUGUAGCAUGGUGAUGUAAUGAAUCUAAUAAUGGUGUUUGGAGUGCUAACGGGCCUGCAUUUGGGUGCAUUUUGAUGAAAGAUUUCCUCAAGUCACUCUCCAAGAGGCUCAAAUGCAAUACCACUGCUUAUGAGAACUACCAUAGAGUCUAUGUUCCUGAGGGACAGUCUCCUAAGUCUGAUCCCAAGGAGCCUUUGAGGGUUUAUGUUCUGUUCCAGCAUAUACAGAAAAUGCUGUCAAGUGAGACUGCUGUCAUUGCUGAGACUGAGGAUUCUUGGUUUAACUGUCAGAAACUGAAAUUGCCUAGAGGAUGCAGAUAUGAGUUCCAAAUGCAAUACGGAUCAAUUGGUUGGUUAGUAGGUGUCACUCUUGGGUAUGCACAGGCCCUGCCAAACAAGAGGGUGAUGAUUUCUUGCAUUGGUGAUGGUAGUUUUUACGUGACUCUGCUAGAUAUCUCUACGAUGAUCCUCUAUGAGCAGGGGAAGGCAUAUUUGGAAGAGUAUGUCAACCCUUGCGCAGAUCUUUCUAGGAAAAGUUUGUGGGGAAUUGCUCUACCAUUGGGUGGCUCAGCUGAUAAACUUGAAGGUGAAGGAGCAGGUUAUACCACAACUUGGAAAAUAAUCCGGUUACCUCAUGAGCUCCGUGUUGAACCUCGACCUUUCUGUUCUGGGCCAGUAACCAGUUCCAAUUCCUGGUCUCACCCACUCAUCAGUUUGAAGGAGCCUAGUAUGCUCCUCCCUGGCUACUACGGAUAUCUAAUACUGCCUGCCAUCUUGAAGUUUGGAUUCUCAAGGAUGAUCGAUAUGCUUAGAUGCUGGCUUGUCUAUCUCUGACUCGAGGAUGGGUAUCAAAAUGCUCUAGAAGAACCACUGAAGCAGCUACUAUCUUCAUGGAAGAACGCUUGCAAUGUCUAAAAUGCUCAUUGAUGGUACAAUUGAGUAUGAAGAUGGAAGCUUGCAACUGUUUUCAGUUUAAUCUAUGGUGAUCAGAGGACUGGCAAGGUCAGUUUCACAGGUUGACAACAUGGCUUCCUUGAGCAGUGAUAUCUUCUGUGAUAUAUUGAAGCAUCUCGAUGGCCCAGCUUUGACUAGUGCAGCCCAUGCUUGUGCAGUAUUCUGUUCAAUCUCAAGAGGAGAGAUUAUGGGAAAAUGUAUGUUCGUCCAUGUGGCCUUCAACCAACUGAGAAGAUGUCAGAAGUUCAAUUUCAUCUAUUGGUGGAUUCAGAAAGUUCUAUGCAGAUUGUUUUCCACUCAUGGUAAAUAAGGAAGUUCCUGAAUUUCAAUGGAAUGAUUAUCUCAAAUAUUCUGAAGAAGGGAGUGACACUGAAUAUUAUGAUGACCUAGAUGGAUUUGAAAGUAUUUCAUCCUCCAAUUUUGUUUCUAUUGUAGAUACCAGCCAAUGCAUCUUUGUGGGGUUUCCUACUGGCAUGCAUAUGGACACAUGGCUGGCUGGCGGUGACCACUAUUGGAAAACUAUUCAAUUUUUCUUUAAACGAAAUGUCCCAGAGAUGAACCAGGCCUGAGAGGUAGAAACCAGUGGCUACCUUCACUCACUUGAAGAAUUCCAAGAACAGGUCAUGCAACCUUACCAGCUCCAUAUCAAGCGGUUAAUAGGACAUGGUGUAGAGUUCUUUAUUUGCCUUCAUAUGUACCACUUGGGCAGCUUUAUCUGUUGGGCAAUUCAUUAGUGGAAUCACUAUCAGGCUGCCUUCACUGAGCCUGAGAUGGUGGAAGUGGUUGAAACUGCUACUCUUCUUUGACCCACAGUAUCCUGGGGGUACUAUGGUGCAUUUGACCAAGAAUGGAGGUUGUUAGUCUUAUAAUCCAUCUGUAAAUCACUCAGUGUUUGUGGACAAUGAUCAGUAAAAUCAAACUAGAAAUGUUUUGUCAGGUAAUUUCUUCACCAACAAAUGUCAUAGCAUGAGCAAGUUGCAAAUAAUGGAUUGAAAUGCCUUAGUGGUCAAAGUCAAGUUGUAAAUUGGGAUGGGUCUGCCGGUGAUUACUAUCUGCAGUAGAAGAAUAUUUGGCAACCUGAGACAGUUUCUGAGAGUGAUCCAAUUGGUUGCAUUGCAAAAACCGCAAGUGCUUCAUACGGAUAGGCAAGUCAUGUUUCUGUUAAGCAACUUGGUGGCAGAAAAUCCCAGGGGUGGCAUUCUGGCUCAUACUCCAAGGUCUGGGAAAACUUUCAUGAUCAUCAGCUUCAUGCAGAGUUUCCUGGCUAAGUCUUCCCAAGCCAGACCUCUUGUUGUACUUCCCAAGGGUAUCUCGGCAACAUGGAAGAAAGAAUUUCCGACCAGGCAAGUUGAGGAUACUCCACUGUGUGACGUUUCCUGAGAGUGGAAAGAUCAGAAGGAUAGCCAUUAUCAGUUUGAAAACAGAAGCUGCAGCUAAAAGAGCUCUGGUCCUUGAUGGUGCUGACAGGGGAGAACUGUUCCAGGAAAUCCAGCAUUCACCCAUGCAACUACGGGGUCCAAAUGCAAACUGGUAGUGGUAAAACAAUUCAUAUUCUCUCUAAAUCACCUAAGUGGGUGUCCUCAUUCUUGCCAUGGCCCAGCUGGGUAAACAUAAAAUUCUGGGUUUAUAGAUGGGAUUCUUCCUUUAGUUAAAACUGUAAAUAUGAUUCCAGUGGGAUAUGUAUUGUUUGGUUUCUUUUGGUCCCUAUGUGUUGUCUUGUUGAGCAGUCAAAGGAGUGGUCAUCAAUUGAAGUAUCAAGAUACUUGGCCGAAAAUGUGAUGAUGGAUGUUUCUGAAGAAGAAUUAUAAUAUUCCCACUGCUGAAUAUGUUCAUAGGCGUGGUGGAUUUCUUUGUAGGGAAUUAAAUGUGUAUCAUGUUACAUUCCAUGCCUGUGUGGAUCUCAGAAAUGUAGAGGCAAUAUUGUGGGACUAAACCAGCACAAAGGAGAACUGAGUGACCCCCAGAUGGAAGGCAUCUUUGACAACUACUCUGUGAAGCACCAAAUCAUAAAUUCAGGGCCAGUAAUUACAUGCCAAUUGUUAUUAGCAGAUAAGAUUUUAGGUGAAGGACCCAGCUGUGAAAGAAAUAUCAGAAACUCAGAAUGAGAUUCAGAAUAUGGACAAAGGUGAGAUUCUAAAAGCUGUCCGGUUCUACUUUCUGGGUGUGGACGUAGUGAUAAAGAUACCCUUGCUGAUAUUCAUACCUUUAUACCUGGCUGUUAAUGUGGCUUAUGGACCUGAAGUUUCAAAGGAGUUGACUCCUUUGUGGGAUUUUCGGACCCCUGCAUGUUGCUCUUUUUAUCUAGAUGCUCUGAGGGAUAUGUGCACUCUUGUGUCUUUAGCUUCAAGCAGACAGCUAAAGUAGUCAAGAAUAUACCCACUUACUAUUUUCUGGCCUAUACUUAUAUUGAUCACGGCAGCCCAGAAAGUGAUGAUGACUGUUCCGAGCAUGAAGGUGACAGCAGUGAUGACAGUACUGAUUAAGCAGUGAUGAAGUCUUUGUGGUAUUUCAAGAAGAUGGUUAUUUCAAGUGAACCAGUUGAUGAUAUGAGGCUCACAUGUGCUGUUUCAGCAUCUGUACUUCUGGGGAGAGCUGAGUUUUGGGCAAGUCAUUCAUGAACUUCGUGUUGCAUGAUGUGGAGGAGGAGCAGAAGGAACAAAACCUUUCCUGCCACAGUGAAAAGCUUGCAGUCGCAGUUGGCAUUAUUUCUACCCCAGCAAGAAUGUUGAUCAAGGUUUUUAAGAACUUAAGAACUUGUGUAGACUCCACACUGCCAUUAAGUUCAUCUCCGAGAUUGAUAAGAAAAAAAUAAUUGUGAGGGAUUCGAAUUGGUUUCAUUGUUUUGAGGAUGGGAACUGUUCUUGUGGAGACUACUGAUGAUUCACCUAUGCCAUUCCAGUAUUUUCUUUUUGCC